Parus major (Great Tit) is the source of this 1015-nucleotide messenger RNA. Its product is annotated as sushi, nidogen and EGF-like domain-containing protein 1. The transcript is spliced from 3 exons. Bases 170 to 898 code for a protein of 242 amino acids. The record is from RefSeq and is a predicted model, not a curated record. NCBI's taxonomy places the organism in Eukaryota, Metazoa, Chordata, Aves, Passeriformes, Paridae. Gene Ontology annotation, biological process: cell-matrix adhesion.
CCAGGCCCAUACUGGGAGGUGCUGCGGUGACUGACUGGAAGUUGGGGGUCAUCACAAUUGAGGCCACCAUGACAGGGGUCACCAUGGUAGGGAUUCCCCAUGACUGGAGACACUGUACCUGGGACCACCAUGGAGGGUCACUGUGGUUAGUGCCACCCAGGUGUGUCCCAUGGGUGACCUUUGCCUGCAGGUGAACAACAAUGGCGUGGUGUCCUUCGGGAUGAUGGUCCCAGAGUUCACCCCCCAGCCCUUCCCACUGCCAGGCCACCGCCCCUUUGUGGCACCAUACUGGGCUGAUGUGGACACCCGUCUGGGAGGGGACGUCUUCUACCGGCAGAGCCGGGACCCCCAGCUGCUGGCACGCCUGGCCCAGGACCUGGCACCUGCUGUGUCACCUGGGGACCCACCCCCACAGCCUACCUGGGCAUUUGUGGCCACCUGGGACCAUGUGGCCUAUUUUGGAGCUGCCUCGGACAAGGUGAACACUUUCCAGGCUGUGCUGGCCUCCGAUGGUGUCACCUGUUUUGUCCUGCUCAACUAUGGAGACUUGCAGUGGACAACUGGCAUUGCUAAUCAGGGGGAUCCCCACACUGGCCUGGGGGGCAUCCCUGCACAGGCUGGGUUCAACGCUGGGGACGAUGUCCACUACUACAAUGUCCCAGGGUCACGGACACCCACAGUGCAGAGCCUCAGCCACCGCAGCAACCUGGGAGUCCCAGGGCGCUGGGCUUUCCGUGUUGACCACUUUAAGGCUACUGAGGAACCCCCUGAGACCCCUGGAACCCUGUCAAAGACAUCUGAGGCCCCCUGGAGUCCCUUGGCACCCCACAAGACCCCUUCAGUAUCCCCCAACCCCCCCAGGACCACAGAGGAGCAGGUGUAUGUCUGUGGGUUGUGAGCAGGUGACACCUGGGACAUUUGAGGUGGGGGGGGGUUGCCUAACAGCCCUCACCCCACCCCCACAGAAGGAUUUUCCCCCACAGAGGCUGCAUUUCAUGAUGGAAAUAGCAAUAAA